CGGCAUGGGUCGACGAUCAGUGAUUGAAGUGAGCCGGUGACUCCAUUUCGAGCGUGAACCGAUGGGUCGCGGUUCUUGGUCGUAAUCGCCUCGCAGGCGUUCCCGCGUCGUGUCAUUGAGCUAACCAACAAUUGAUCCGUCGCUGGCAAAGCCGCGGUAAAUCGUCUACGAACGAUUCGGAGAUAACGUGGAUAGUGUUGUGACGACGACGUUUCGCGCGUGGUGAAGCCGGGUGGCGCAUGUUGCUCUCCUCGAGAUUCGAUCGGCCGAAAGACAGCUGGGAGAGACUCAUCUGCGAGGGAUGCUUUGAAACCCAGCCACCGUCGCACUGUUCAAGGGUGAAAGGUCAUCUCAGGAAAUCGAGGCAUGCCGAAGUAUUGGCUGAACGUGGCCCUUCUCAGGGUCGUCCUUCCAGUUGUCCUGGCAGGAUGUACAAUAUGGCGACCAGUCGGACUGUCCCUUGUUUAUUUGGGUCUGAUGCUGUACUCGCCACACGUGCCCAUACCGAAUACGAAAACAAUGCAUGGCCACACGGGCCUCUACCUGAAGACUUGCAUCGGCCUAUCUUUCCUCACAGCCAUCAGUCAAUUCACUUUUCACCUAGUUUUACUGGCGCUGCCUACUUACGGCCACUUCCUUCUGAACUGUCAGUUUCUGGAAGUGCUCUUCAGGCACAUAGGUUUUGUACGGCUAGAUAACGCGUCAGUCUGGUCGAUCUUCUUCUGGCUGACGCCAGAGUUAGUUGUUUUACCCGUCACCGUCGCCGUGUAUUUCAUAUGUCGUUUCUUAACACAAAAACCCAUGAACAACGUGGAGGAGGGUGCAUCCCUGCAUCGAGAGACCGUCGCGUCCAAGAAAACCGAGGACAGAACCGCAAAGAUAAUUAACUUCCUAGGACGCAUCGGAACCUACGUAGUGAUGGCGUCGCUCUGUAUCACUGCGUCCUUGAAACCAUCCGUGGAAGGUGGUAUCUAUUUCCUGGUCUUCCUGGGAGCCGCUACGUGGUGGGCGUGCAACAAGGAACUCCGAAAGGGCUUCGCUGUGCUCUGCAAGAUCGUGAUGGUCCUCGUGAUCCUUCAUAUCCUGACUCUGCUCACUUACCAAAAUCAGCUGCCUCAAGAGCUGAUACCCUUGAACAGCACCUGGCAACGUUACUUCGCCUUGACUGCUAUUUAUCACACGAACUGCACCGACCCCAGGGACGUGGAGUACACGCAGGACGCCGAUUGGUUGAUUUACGGCUACUGCUUGAGACUAUUUUGGCUCUACUAUGUUUUGGCGUUGCAGUCGCAGUUCCUGAGCAAAAAGCCGGCGAAGAAAAUGAAACGUUUAAGCGGCAAACUGGAGAAUCUGGACACUCCAUUGUCCAGACACGUUUCCAUCAGACGAAGGACACCUUCUCAGAGAUGGCAAUCGGCGCGACGAAAGGCUCGCUUGAUGAGGUUUGGAUCCGGACGAACGGGGCUUCUUCAGGACUCCACCGGAAGCAUCAUCGUUCAGGACGGUCAUCAAGACGACAGUAUUCAAAUGCAAAGCCUCAACGAAGGUGCUCCGGACGAACAAUCGGGAAUCAUCGAACACAUCAUCAUGGCCGUGUACUCGAUCUUCCAAUUGAUAAUCAAUUCGUCUUAUCUCGCUACGAACAUUAUAAUGAUGACGUGGAGCAUAAUGUAUCAUAGCUGGACAACUUUCGCGCUGUUGUUGUGGGCCUUGGUUCUCUGGAUGGUGCCCAACAAACGCGCCUCUAUGAUGAAGUGUUCGCCUUUCAUCGUGCUCUACGCCACCCUUCUUCUUCUCGGCCAGUACGUUUACAGCAUGGAUCUAACCGACGAGGAACUACCGACGGAAAUAAACGGAAUCAAAAUGUCGGAGAUCGGUUUCAGUAAACCCGACCUGCUCAGUCGCUGGCAUUUAAUAGUCAAAUGUCUGUUUAUAUCGAUGUUCUGGAUAACUAUGCGUCAAUACACUGCCGAGAGGACUCUGCAGAGGCGUUCCUCGGCGUUGAGAGACAUGGUGGCUCCGCUACACGUGUCCGUUUCGACAGCCACCACGGCCAUGAACCACGAGGCGCCAGAAAUUAAGAGCAAGUUCAUGAAAGACGUCGGUAUACUCCUGAAGAAGCUACUGACUAAGUUUUGGAUCGCCGUUGUGGCUAUCAUGCUCUUCAUUUGCGGGAUCACCGGCGAACGUAUGACGGUCUUCAGGAUCGUUUACAUGUCCCUUUUCCUCGUUCUGGUCAUCACGUUCCAGGUAUCGUGGACGGUUUGGAGAAAAAUGAUGUACCCGUUCUGGCUCACGGUGAUCGGAUACUCGGUAAUCAUGUUGAUCCUCGUGUAUACUUAUCAGUUCGACAAUUUCCCGGAGUAUUGGAACUAUCUACAUAUCGACGAAGACUUGCAAAUGGACAUCGGUUUAGAGAAAUACGCUACCAAGGAUCUAUUCGUCAGAUUGCUCACACCUACGUUCUUCGUCAUCAUCACCGUUCUUCAAAUUCAUUAUUUUCAUAACGAUUUCUUGGAAGUGACGAACAUCGAGAGACUCGGAAACGAGGCGAGUUCUUUCAUGCAGGCGAGCCUUGGUCAUUCUCCGACUGUGAUCGUGCCUCCGGCCACGCCAGGGGAAGUUUUCCUCGUCGAAGAGGAUCACGGGAAUAUGUACACGUUGAGACAAUUGAAACAAAUGUCGAAGCUGGAGCGAAUCGAGCUGUUCCGAAAAGCGAUGAAACAUCUGUUGAAUUUUUACAACUACGCCUGGCUGUUUUUGGAGAUCCAUAUGCAAAAGAUUAUUUUUACCUCCGUGAUGCUUCUCUGCGUCAACGACGUGUGCGCCAUUAAUUUCGUGUUCGUCCUGAUAGUCGUAAUAAUGAUCAAUGCAAGGCGAAACAUUCAAGUGUGCACGGUUAACGUGAUCGCCGCGAUAAUCGCUAUACUGAUGGUCGCGAAGAUGCUGUACCAGAUCCAAUACAUCGAUCAUAAUAACUGGAACGUUAAUUGCACAAGACAUAUCGACGAUCGUCCAUUCGCAAGCAACAAUACGGUGUACAACAUAGCCGAAUGGUUCGGUAUGAGAAAAGCAGAGUCAGGUCAGCUGGCGGUGCUGUUGAAAGGUUCCAUAGGAAUCAUUAUAGUGACCACGCUUAGAAAAGUGAUCAGAAUACGACAGUGUUUCCAUCGACAAGAGAAGGGCGAACCUUUGGAUACUCCGCAAGUUAUGUUCCCGUCGAUCACCAGAGCAGACGCCGACAAAGGCAUGCCGCAGUGUCUGAAAUUCCUCUUCAACUAUGGAUUUUACAAGUUCGGGGUCGAACUGUGCCUGAUAGGAAUCGUGGCGCUCAUCGGCACUCGACUCGAUUUUUACUCGGUCCUCUACGGCAUUUGGCUAUUACUCUUCUUCUCGCUGAAAAGGAGAACGAUUUGCAAGAUUUGGCCGUUCUUCAAGGUCUUCGCUAUCAUCCUGUUGCCCAUUCAGUAUUCUUUGGUCGUGGCGUUACCCUCUUGGCUUUGCAUAGACUAUCCGUGGAGCAAUUCUGAAAUACUUAGAAGGCUGCAAGAGUGGAUGUACUUCCCCGACCCUGAUUUUCCGCCGAAUCCCAGAAAAUUGAUGUGUGAUUUUAUUCUGCUCAUGAUGAUCGUGAGGCAAAGUCUGUUCUUCCGUGUCGAGCAACGGUGCGCCGCUUCCGGCAAAGAGUUUCCGGCCGGACACAAUUACUCCGUGUACCAGAACAUGGAGAAAGCAAAUUUCGUGAAUCCCGUGAACGAUUACGUGUCGCACAUUCACUCCUGGCUGGACAUUUUGAAACGCGGUGUAUUGAUGAGUCUUAUGUGGAUCACGUUAUCGAUCAUGUUCCUGGCUGGUACCAAGAGGACCAAUCUUUUCUCGUUGGGUUAUUUGAUCGGCGCCUUCGUAUUUCUCUGGCAGGGCAGCGAUUUUUACUUGAGACCGGUCAGGACGAUCUUAAAAUGGUGGAACUUGUUGAUCGGUUAUAACGUGAUCGUCAUUUUCUCGAAAGCUUUACUGCAGGGCGUUGGUUGCGUGUUGAUCAAACAGUUGGAAGUUUCAGCUUGCCCGGUGAUUCAACUAUUCGGUAUAACCUGCCUAAGAAAAUUCCAAAGUUCAGCGAGCGACAUUGUAUCCGGUAAGGUGGACUGUGAGGUACCUCGAGAGGACAUAGGCAUGGUCUGGGACGGGCUGUGCUUUUGCUUCUUGCUGCUGCAGAAACGACUGUUCAAGAGUUACUACUUCUUCCACAUCGUGGAUGAAACCAAAGCCAUGAGAGUGUUGGCGUCUCGUGGCGCCGAACUGCUCGAGGAACUGCACCAGAAACGCAUUCAGAUUCAAGAUAACGUCGAAAGGAACGUGUUACAAAAGCUGAAGUUCAAGAUGGACAAGAUCAAGGCCAGUCAGAGGAAGAUACAAGGGCCUAGUUACCGAGAACCACAGACCCACGCAGUCGAUACUCUCUAUCCAGGGGCACGGCCGUUGUACAGAGUUCGCGCGCCAAAGACCAACAGAGAGGCCAUUAGAUCGGGCGAUUAUUACAUGUUCGACGAUCUGGACGACGACGACGUCACCGAUUUGAUACCCGACACCGAGUCCGAGAAAGAGGAUCAUCGACGAAUUCACGAGCAGGAAGAACGCGGCAAAAGAAUGACAAUAUCCGAGUUGAUGAACACGCUGAUUAAGACAGACAUUGAGAUCGCGACGCACGUUGCCAUGUACGGAGGGACGGAAAAGGACGCGCUGAGACUUCGACGUCGGAGCGUGCCGUUGACGCGGAAGAAAUCGUCUAUGUCCUAUCUCAGUGCACGUUCCGAGACCGACACCGCGAUGGCCACCGACGGCGGCGAUAAGACUAGCCUCACGUCAGCAGACAUUGAAACUGAAGAGAAGGAUCCGUCGACGGCGGAUCCUGCUAAAACACCAGAACCGUCCAGCGACGAGCAAGGGGAAGACAAAACGACCGGAAAGGAGGAUAAAGAGCCCGAGGAGCAGACCGUGUCGGUCACCACGUAUUUCAAAUUCCUCUUGGUGAUGAUCAACAGUACCCUGACGUCGAUGACGAAGUAUCUGAACAGGUUCUCCCGGGAUUACAGAUACAUACGCAAAGUUUUGGCGAAAGAGAAGAAAUUGCUGAAGGCAAAACCAGACUUUCGAAUGGGAAUGCGAUUGGGGAUCAAUCAGAUGUGGCAGCCGAUACCGUUGAUAAAAAAGAGAUCGGAUACUAACGGAUACACCGAGGAAUCCUACGAUGCUGGCCAGGGCACCAGCCAAUCGGUACCACAGGUGGAAAGGAAAGGAAGCUCGCUGACGAUACCACACAUACGAAUUCUGGCGCCGAGUUUGGAGCGAGGAUUGGACAUGUCCUCCUCCAGCACGCUGUUCUCCGAUAUCUCUCCGGUACAACACGACGACGAACGCGCCGAAUUGUCCGAAGUCGACCAACCACCGAUCAUCCAACUACUAGCGUCCAUUUGGUUCGGUGUCUUGGCGCAUUCGAAUCUGCUCUGUUACUUCAUGGUAUUCCUUCAUCAAAUUAAAAAUGCAUCUGUUCUGUCCACGCCUUUGCCCCUCAUGGUGUUUUGCUGGGGUUCGCUGACUAUACCGCGACCCUCGAAGACGUUUUGGGUGACUUUGAUCGCUUACACCGAGGCGAUCGUUAUAGUAAAAUGCAUUUUCCAAUUGGAACUAUUGCCAUGGAAUCGGGACGCUGCGCCCAAUAAUCCUCUUUUCACGCCCAGAAUAAUGGGCGUCGAACGUAAACCUAACUACGCUCUGUGGGAUCUGUUAGUCCUUCUUAUGGUGUUUUUCCAUAGAUUUAUGCUCAAGUCUUUAGGACAGUGGACCACGCCAUCCCUCAAGCCAAGGAAAAUUAUUCCUUCGAAUUUGACUAUCGUGCGGUCCAAACCUCCGCCUCCGGAUAAAGGCCAAGGAGAGUCUGCACCCAGACAACACGAAACAGAAGAUGGUGUUCAAGUAAUAACGCCUAAAGGAAGAUCUCUAAAUAUUCAUCUGACUGGCGACGGCGAGACUGCGCAAAUAAUCGAUGAACACGAAAAACUCGUUGCAAUUCAGGGCGAGGAAUUGAGCCCUCAGACUGAAAAAUUCCAUAAAGCUAUGGAUAUGACCGUGAACAAGUACGUGCAACCGAUGAAGAACUUCUUUGUCCAAAUUGUAAAUCCCGUCGGUAAAGAGAGAACGAACGUGUACGCGUACAUGUUCCUUUGCGAUUUCUUCAAUUUCUUGCUCCUUAUUUUUGGAUUCUCCGCGUUCGGGACGCAACAGGGCGAUGGCGGCGUCACGGCUUAUUUGCAAGAAAAUCGAGUCCCGAUGCCGUUUCUGUUGAUGCUGUUGCUGCAAUUCGCGUUGAUAGUCAUCGACAGGGCCUUGUUCUUGAGAAAAUCGAUACUGGGUAAAUUAGUGUUUCAAUACUGUCUCAUAUUCGGCGUUCACGUCUGGAUGUUCUUCAUCUUGCCUAGCGUAACCGAAAGGCAAUUCAACGAGAGGCUUCCGCCACAGAUGUGGUACAUGAUGAAAUGUUUCUACCUCUUACUGGCAGCCUAUCAGUUGCGACAAGGCUAUCCGACACGCAUACUUGGUAACUUCCUGUGCAAGGAGUACAGCAUCGUCAACUACGUCUUGUUUAAAGGAUUCAUGUUGGUUCCUUUCCUUUUCGAGCUAAGAGCCGUAAUGGACUGGAUCUGGACCGAUACCUCCAUGACAAUAAUGGACUGGUUCAAAAUGGAAGAUAUUUUCGCCAGCAUCUAUCAGAUCAAGUGUAUGAGAGGCGUGGAGGCAGAUUUCCCUCAACCAAGAGGCGUGAAGAAGAAACAAAUGAGCAAAUACUUGGUAGGCGGCGGUGCUCUCUUCCUGAUGAUCGGACUGAUAUGGUUCCCUCUGCUCUUGUUCGCACUGGGCAGCACAGUUGGCGUCUCGAACUUACCCUACGACGUUUCGAUGAAAAUACGAAUCGGUCCGUACGAACCGAUUUAUUCCAUGUCUGCCCAAAGCAGCUCUAUCAUCGAGUACUCCGAGGCCGAAUACAACAGGUUUACGAAUUUGUACGCGAAAGACAGGUCUGCGGUUACGUUCCUCGAAAAUUAUGUGCACUCUGACGUCGCGGCCGUAAGAUUGAGCGGAUUCUCCAGAAAGUUGUGGAGCAUAUCUCCGCCGGACUUGCAAAGACUGAAAACAGAAUUAGAAGAUAAUAGUACCACCGUCAUCAUUCACGUGGAGUGGACAGUGUCUCGAAAGACGGACGCAAAGGACGCCAGUGGAAUAACGACGAAAUUGCGGGACAUACAAUUACCGCCAUACGUGGAAGGAGAGUUUAAUCCUGUGAGGAGGACAUUGGCUGAGAUGUUAUCGACCGACGAAUCGACGCCCAAUAACGGUACCAUUACGCUAGAAAAUGCUUUCCCGAAGUUUCUGAAAGUGACUGGUCGCACCACCGACGUCGUUCCACAGUUAAUGCGUCUGCGAAUGAGAACCGAGGAAGAAGUACCGGAAGAAGACGAUAAUUAUCUUUACAGGAGUAUCAAUCUGCACUUGUCUACAGACGCUGCCUGCUGUGCCCGCCAGAAAUGGUGGAUCGUUAGGGAAGUUUGCGACGAUGACUUGUUCAAUCAACGUUUGAAGAACGUGCCCUUGAAUAACUGCAAAUACAUCAUGAUGUUCUUGUUCAAUGAUAAAACAUUCCCCGAGGGAUUGAGCUUCAUUAGCGGUUUUGGAAUCUUAGGGUUGUACACUACCGCGGUGAUAGUUAUAAGCCAAAUGAUGAGGAAGGUGGUCAGUGAUAUGGCACCAAAGAUUAUGUUCGAUGACCUACCAUUCGUGGAUAGAAUCCUUCGACUGUGUUUGGACAUAUAUUUGGUCCGCGAAAGCGGGGAACUGUGUCUCGAAGAAGACUUGUUCGCUAAAUUAAUAUUCCUCUACAGAUCGCCGGAGACAUUGAUCAGAUGGACAAGACCACCCGAGGAGGGCGAACGAACUGAUAACGAAGACCAAGAUGACGCGGAGGACGAAGCGGAAGACGACGAUGAGGCAGAAAGGAGAGAGUCUCGAGAAAUUUCUCGCCAUGAAUAAACUUCCAAGUGAACGAACGACACCAACAGCAAUACCGUGCAAUUUUCAAGAUUGCAAAACUGAUGGAAAGACUUUGUUUUGCAAUGUCUCGCAUUUAAACGAGCUGUUCUUAUACGACGGCCGAUCUAUUUUGAGUGAAAGACUUUAUAAAAGAAAAUGUUGUGGCAGUUAUGAAAAUAAUUCGUUAUGUAAAGGAAGAAAAUUUUAUGACAAUAGUUUGCGCACUUGCCAGUAGUAACGUAAAAUGAUGGCUUGCAAACUUUUAGAAACUCAGGAAUUUAUUAACACCGUGUUUGUUGCUAGGGAAAUGAUUAGAGGGAUUGUUCCUAUCUUCAAAGAUGUAUACUAUAAAAGAAGAGAUGUAUAUAUACAAUAAUUGAUAAGUGGGCAAGUAGCAUGAUAAACGGAAGAUGAAGGAAAAUAGAAGAAAGGCUCUAAAUCAAAGUACGGAACGGUAAGGUUGAAAUUGUCACAAUAAUAAUUUAAUAAUAAAUGAAACAAAAAACGGCUUGAAAAAUUUUAAACAGAUACAGGAAUACAUUUUGGCAGAUUUGUUUCACGAUUCUGCUGUAAGGUUUUACUGAUUUUUAUUUUAACAUUUAUUGAUAAGGAAGUUGCUUAUACACUAUUUAUUAUAACUUAUGAGAAACAUUGUGAUCAUAACAUGUCCGUGACACAGUUAAAGAAUUUUGAAAUAAGUGCUUUAUACAUAUAUGUAAACAUCUACAAGUAUGUAUCGUACUAUACUAGCGAUAAAGCUUUAUUUUUACUUAUAAUUUAUUAGAAUUCAUGCUUUAAACUAAAACUUGUAUGCAUUUAUAAUAUAAUGCAUUUAAGAUUGCAUCUAUUUAAAUAAGAACGUAAACGAUAACCUCUAACGGAUUAACGGUAAAUCUCCGAAACUGCCGUCAGCACGAUCUUUUGUUCCCUUUUAUACGUUUUCUAAUCAUCAGUUCAUCUUCUAGCUACCAAUCAUGUAUAGUCUGGCCAUUUUGCCAAGUCUCGCGCAAGUUUUGUAUGUCAAUCAUAUUUAACAGAUCAUAUUUAAUGUCAUGAAAAAAUCAUUAUUUGUAAAUAUAUAUUUUGUGAUGUCAGAACAUUGUAUCUUGUCGCCUUGAUAUGUCUUUUAAGAAUACCAAUAAAUAUAAAUUGUUCUAAAUGAAUAUUAUUGAC
Messenger RNA from Colletes gigas, 9255 nucleotides. RefSeq names its product piezo-type mechanosensitive ion channel component (gene Piezo). Bases 367 to 8082 code for a protein of 2571 amino acids. NCBI's taxonomy places the organism in Eukaryota, Metazoa, Arthropoda, Insecta, Hymenoptera, Colletidae. The record is from RefSeq and is a predicted model, not a curated record. The transcript has 38 exons.